CAUCAACUCACUAUAGGCUAUGGGCCGUUUUUCAACUAUAAUUGUGCUUCUGGUGUUCAAAGCUAUGGCGGUAUAACUCGAACUACUACUCAAAAACCGAAAAUUGCAUUAAUGAGCAGAAGACUAUGUUCUGAUUUUCUGCGAUGCCGAGUCCAACCAAAACUCCGUCGAAGGAAGCGCCAAGGACACCGUCCACGCGAAGCGCAUCUAAAACCAAGACUCCUUUGAAAGCUUCAAAUGGAACAAAUCUCACAGGUACUCCAUCACGAUCAACGAGGAACACCCCAUCCAAAGUUGCCAGUCAAGAUGCUGCUGUACGAACCCCUGGAAAAUCUCGUACCCCUGCCAAAACAAACACACCAUCUAAGAAGAGGACUGCUCCUACUGAAGAGGAUUCAACAUUUGCCACCCCAGCAAAAGCCACUCCAGGAAAAAGAUCAGAGCGUUCCUCUGAUCUUACUGAAUCUACUCCACUUCGUUGGGGCCAACAGGGUCGCCAAGCUGCUAAUGACCAUGUCGUGGUAGAGGCUUCUGAUCCACUUACUCCAUCAGACAAUGUUCUUACUCCGUCUGACAAUGUUCUUGCUCCCCCAGCUACCAGUCCUUUUGCUGGAGCUCCGAGUGAAAUGGACAUGAUGAGCUCUCCCCUCAACUAUGGUACUCCAAGCUCUCUUGCAUCAGUCAGAACCCCUCGAUCUGGAAUAAGAGGAACUCCCCUUCGGCAGCGACCAGAUAUUCGCCCAGACCGUCACUUGCGUCAAGUCAAUCUUCAAUCUGACCCUAUCGAUCCACCAUCAGAUGCUGGUGCAAUUGAUGCUUCUGAGGGAGAGCAGGCUGCUCCUCAACUUGUCAUCUGGGGGACUGAUGUUGUUGUCAAUAGAUGCAAAGAUAAAUUUAAGUCUUUUAUCUCAACAUUUGUUGACAUGAAUGCUGAAGUAGAUGAAACUAAUCCAGAUAUGGAUUUGAGUCAGCCUCUUUAUCUUCAAAAGUUGGAUGAGAUUCAUCAAGCUGAAGAAACCUGCUUGAAUGUUAAUUGUAGUCAUUUGGAGACCUAUGACAAGGAAUUGUACAGCCAAUUAGUGCGUUACCCUCAAGAAGUGAUUCCUACAUUUGAUAUGGCUCUCAAUGAAAUGUUCUUUGAACGUUUCCCUGCAGCAGUCAUUGAUUAUCAAAUUCAAGUCAGGCCUUUCAAUGCAGCAAAGACUAAGAAUAUGAGAAUGCUAAAUCCGGAAGAUAUUGAUCAACUUAUUACUAUAAGUGGAAUGGUUAUUCGGACUUCAAAUGUCGUCCCUGAAAUGCGAGAGGCCUUCUUCAAGUGCAUUGUUUGCUCAUUUUCAACUGCUGUUGAGAUUGACCGUGGUCGAAUUGCUGAACCAACCCUGUGUACCCAUUGCAACACCAAUCAUUGCUUCCAACUAAUUCACAACCGGUCCCAAUUCACUGAUAAACAAAUGAUCAAGCUUCAAGAAUCUCCAGAUGACAUGCCCCCGGGACAGACACCUCACACUGUUGUCCUAUAUGCCCACAAUGAUUUGGUAGAUGCAGUGAAUCCUGGUGAUCGUGUCACGGUAACUGGGGUGUACCGAGCUGUCUCCAUGCAAGUUAAUCCACGAAUGCGCAAUGUUAGAUCUGUGUACAAGACACACAUUGAUGUUGUACACUUCCGUAAAGUGGAUUCAAAACGUCUUUAUGAAGAUGAAGAAGGGAAAGAUCACAGAUUCCCUCCUGAAAGAGUAGAAUUAUUGCAGCGUUUGUCUGAGAGAGAAGAUAUUUACGAGCGACUUGCUCGUGCUAUUGCUCCAUCUAUUUAUGAAAAUGAAGACAUCAAGAAAGGAAUUCUUCUUCAACUCUUUGGGGGCACUAAAAAAUCUCAUCCAAUCUCAGGGCGCACAAACUUCAGAGCUGAAAUAAACAUUUUGCUCUGUGGAGACCCUGGUACUAGUAAAUCUCAGCUGCUGCAGUAUGCAUACAACCUUGUGCCUCGAAGCCAGUACACUUCUGGUAAAGGAUCUUCAGCUGUUGGCCUCACUGCUUAUGUCACUAAAGAUCCAGAGACUCGCCAGCUUGUACUUCAAACAGGAGCACUUGUUCUUGCUGACAAUGGUAUUUGCUGUAUUGAUGAAUUUGACAAAAUGAAUGACUCCACCCGCAGUGUGCUCCAUGAAGUUAUGGAACAACAAACACUGAGUAUUGCUAAAGCAGGUAUUAUCUGUCAGCUAAAUGCCAGGACAUCCAUCCUUGCUGCAGCUAAUCCUAUUGAAUCUCAAUGGAAUAAAAACAAAACCAUCAUAGAAAACAUUAUGCUACCCCACACCCUUAUGUCCAGAUUUGAUUUAAUUUUCCUUAUGUUGGAUCCCCAAAACGAACUUUUUGACAGGCGUCUUGCUCGUCAUUUGGUUUCUUUAUACUACAAAACUAGAGACGAGGAGGAGGACGAAUUAAUGGAUAUGAGUAUCAUGCGUGAUUAUCUUGCAUACGCUAAAGAUCAUGUUAAACCAAAACUCACUGAUGAAUCUUCUCAAAAAUUAGUGCAGUCAUAUGUUGAUAUGCGCCGUAUUGGUUCUGGUCGUGGUCAAGUAUCUGCUUAUCCCCGUCAACUAGAGUCUUUGAUUCGUUUGGCAGAGGCUCAUGCUAAACUAAGGUUCUCUGAAACAGUUGAUGUUGUUGAUGUAGAUGAGGCAUAUAGACUACAUCGUGAGGCCCUGAAACAGUCUGCAACUGAUCCAUUGUCUGGCAAAAUUGAUAUUGGCAUUCUCACUACUGGUUUAAGUAAUGCUGCGAGAAAGCGAAGAGCAGAAAUCAAGGAAGCCUUAAACAAAAUUGUCAUCAAAAAUAGAGGCAAAGUGCAAACAAUUAGCUGCCAAAAGUUACAAAUGGACUUGAAGGAGAAUUCUCAACUGCAAAUUACCAGAGAGAUGUUUGAAGAUGCUCUGAAGGACCUGCAGGACGAUGGGGUUAUAGUUAUGGUCGGAAAAUCAUCAGUUCGUAUUUGCUCAGCAACCUAAUGUUUCAUAGAACCGUUAAAACAUAUCAUUAUUUUUAAGAUGUCAUCUGUCUGAAAGCAGACUACAGAUGUUGUGCCUUGUAGUUGUGUAGUAUCAAUUUUCACAUUGUGAAUAUUUUUAAGUUAACUUACAAUACCGUGUUUAUCAGAUGCACCAAUUUCAGUGAAAACACUGCCUUUUUCUGGUGUUGGGCCUUACUUUUCUGUUGGCUGCUAAGUGGAAGGUGUUUCUGUGAUUAUGCGUGUUUUCCACUUUGCACUAACUAUAGGAGAGCACGACUCCAAGCCAUUUUAAAGCAUAGCUCUCACUGGUCUUGAUGGCAGCUUUGUAUUCAGGUUAAUAGGCUAUUUUUUUUAACUAAACUAUGUUUCUCUUUUCUGUAGAACAUAAACAUCAUUUAUAAUUGUUGGGCCAGUUUUGUGACAUUCUGAUGGUAAAAAUUUGGUAUUUUGCAUAUGUACUUUCUGUUUGUUGAUUUCUGUAUGGAUUCUCUUGAAGUAGUUUGAUCUAUUUAUUCUGAAAAUAGUUUUUAAAAUUUGUCUGUAAAUGUAGAAUAUGUGACUAAUCAGGUGCAAUAAAAUAAUCGAUCUGGAA
This is a messenger RNA of Frankliniella occidentalis (western flower thrips), 3599 nucleotides long. RefSeq names its product DNA replication licensing factor MCM4 (gene dpa). The record is from RefSeq and is a predicted model, not a curated record. Gene Ontology annotation, molecular function: ATP hydrolysis activity; single-stranded DNA binding; ATP binding. Gene Ontology annotation, biological process: DNA strand elongation involved in DNA replication; mitotic DNA replication initiation; DNA replication. Gene Ontology annotation, cellular component: nucleus; MCM complex. The transcript is spliced from 16 exons. Bases 144 to 3005 code for a protein of 953 amino acids. NCBI's taxonomy places the organism in Eukaryota, Metazoa, Arthropoda, Insecta, Thysanoptera, Thripidae.